CGAAACAUUUAAUUCCUUGUUUUGUCUCAGGCAGCCUCUUACAAAUGAAAUAACUUACAUAUGCGAUGGCUACAGAAUCAGAUCAACUGAAAAAGAUGUGGAUUGUUUACAUGCAAUGCUAUUUUGUUACGAUUGCAACCAUUCUAGGGACUGGAAUACUGGGAUUACCAGUGACACUGGCUCAUGCGGGACUAUAUCCCUUCCUUAUAUCCUUCAUAAUUGGUUCAGUGAUGCAGGGGUUGCUGAUAUAUUUCUUCACAGAUCUUCUACAGAGGGCACAUGCUGUCCAGUCAAAUACUCUAAGACAGGUGGAUCCAUUCCAAGUAAGUGAGGAGUCAGAGUUCUUGAUGGAUGAUGAUGCAGAUGAACUGCCUGAUGAAAAUGGCCCAGUGCUAGCAGGUCAUGUGAUCAUACCAAAGAACAUCAACAUUCAGCCACCCAACCUACAUCUGCUAGGCAACCUUUUUCUAGGAUGUGGUGUGCGCCAACUCUUUGAUAUCAUCCUUGUUCUGCAGUUUAUGGCUUUGCUAAUCAGCUAUUCACUGGCCGGCAGUGAAGCAUAUGGAUCUCUGAUAGGAAUCGACUAUCGUUAUAUCAUCCCAAUGUUUGUGUGGGUGCUAUCGUUGCUGAUUGUGUUCGCUCUACAAUUUAUUCAGCCCGUCGUCUCAGUUUUGACAUUCUUCAAAGGAUCAUUACUUCUAGGAACUGUUAUAGUCACAUUCUAUGUUGGUGCCUCUGUACAUCGGGAGAUCACAAAUGACUUCACCUACUUUGGUGCUCCCUUCCUCAUGGGAACUGUGGCUCUGGGUGGAGUAGUGAAUGUUAUGCCCCUACUUUACAGCAAAAUCAGCCCCAAUAAAACCCAGAUUCAGAAUUUCCGUCUGGCAGUUUUACUUGGACUAAUCACCUGUACGGUUUUGAAUAUAGGCUGGAGCUGGGCAGUGUUAGACAUUGUACCUCAGUUGCAGACCUAUCCCUGUAACCAGGGCAACCAGACUGUCUGCUUUAAUGAGAUUUCUUUAGAGAGUUCAGCAAUAAAGGGAGAAAUUUCAACCAUUCCAUUAACAACUGUGAUAAACCAGGCGUACCCAGGGUUCCGGUGGGUGGCGAUCCUUGUUGAGUUGUUUAUCGUUGUCAGCAUCACCGUCUCCUACCUGACCAUAGGGGCAGUGUUGCAUCAUACAUUGAGUGGUUGGGUGACCUCCCUUUGGGAGAAGGACUCCAUGGCAACCUACAGGGACCGGUUAAAACCACCCAGAUGCAUCUGCUGCACAUCGCAGUGUGUAUGUAGCUCUGUGCUGUCAUUCCUUGCAUUUGGCAUCGUGUUCGUCAUAGCCAUGCUGGAUCCGCAGGGCUUUCUGGAUAUUUUGGAGAAGUUUGCCUCAUUCACCAUCAACCUGGAGGUGGCACUGUUCAUAUUUCUGAUGCUGCUUCGGUCCAGAAAUACAGAAAACAGAAAACUGAAUAUUCCUGUGCCGAUGCCAGAUUGUGUUUACUAUCUUGUGUUCUUGAUUCCCGCAUAUUUCGGGUUUGCUGUUGGCUAUGAUGUGUUUAACACCAUUAGAGACAUCGUUCACGGGCAGACCAGUUCAUCUCAGGGGAAAAUUAUAACAGAUGGGAUGACUGGACUUUCCACAAAUAGCACUGCUUCAAUCAUGACUUCAUACAUGACACCAUUCAAUUUGACAUCCAUUUUUACCACGACAAUGUCUGCAAUAACUAACAUAGGAAAUUAGUUAACUUGCUGAAUUAUGUAAAAAAAUUAACGUAUCCAACAGACUUUAAUAGCUUUUUGUCUGUGUAGCUAACCUUUUCACAGACCACGCUCAGUGUGCUUUUGUCAUCAUUUUUGUCUGUCUUUCAUCAUUUACAUUCCAACAAGAUUAAGGAAACCUGUUAAUUGUGUAUUAGAAAAAAUUGACAACUGCUCAUGUUUGGUUGGAAGGUAGGAUUCUAGGUCUGGUAGCUCAAGAUGCAGACAGUUGUUCGUACAUUCUAGAAGAAACAAUACCUAACAUGAUGCCGACGAGUUUCUCUCGUUGAUUGCAAUUUCAUUUGUAAGAAACAAAAUAUCAUAUCUCUUGUAUUGAACCUAG
Messenger RNA from Dreissena polymorpha, 2096 nucleotides. RefSeq lists its product as uncharacterized. The record is from RefSeq and is a predicted model, not a curated record. The transcript has 18 exons. Lineage: Eukaryota; Metazoa; Mollusca; Bivalvia; Myida; Dreissenidae. Bases 66 to 1736 code for a protein of 556 amino acids.